AUGCUGUACCCUCCCAAUCAGCCCGUCUACCACCAGUUGGGCAUCUCCAACUCGGUCUCAACCGGUGUGCUGCGUAAAAUCGGUUUCGUUCUGCUGAUCGUCGCCCUCGUCGCAGUGGCGGCCCGAAUGUCGAGGAUCGAGCCGCAAAAUAGACGGAUCAGUCGCGCCAGUCGUUAUGGCAGCGAUGCUAGUGUGGAGUGUCCCUCUGAUCGACCGUUUGUCUGCGACGCUCUUGAUGAACUCGGCCAAGAAUAUCCACCGUGGCUGAAGAAAGACGGCGGCAAGCAGGACUUUGCUAAGGAAGAACAGAAAGCGAUCGUAGAAGCCGAUGAGCUGCUCGACUGCGCCAAGAACCCAUUCUACAAGCAAUUCGGCAUAAUGGCAUUGACCGUCUCGAAACUGCUCCCGUGCAGUCAGGUCGAUCAAAACCAGCAAUUCUGUCUGGCCACUCCGCCGGCGCCUGUGGUCACUGCAGGGCCCCUACCAACUCAGGCCCAAGCGGAUGGCCUUCCUCCUUUGAUCUGGCUUUACGCUGCAAUCGGCACCACGAUCUUUGUUCUGCUGGCCGGUGGCGGCGGCGCCUACGCACUAAAGAAACGUCGGGAAAAGACAAAACUGCUCUCGGAGAAGGGGUCAUCAUCUGAAGAAGUGCCGUUGCCGGCAGGCGACCCAGCCAGCUCAACGGAGUCAGCCGAGACGGCCAAGCCACCCGAAGCAGCCAAGCCGCCCGAGGCACCCAAGUCACCCGAAGCAACAAAGCCGCCCGAGGCAGCCAAGCCGCCCGAGGCACCCAAGCCGCCCGAGGCACCCAAGCUCCCACUGCCACCGCUCAAGCUUGUGAUGUUUACGGAAGCCACGGACGAAUUUCCCAUCACAAAGUCGAUGGGGGACGGCGAGGCGGUCAUUUUUGAGAAUCCGCAGAAAGCGCUGGAUAAAUUGACACUUCAAGAAAGUAAAAGAAGGGCAGGUCUUGCCGCUGGAGUUGUCGAAUGUCAGCUACUUCCGAGCGAAAAAGAUCGAGGUGAAGUGCUGAAGCCACCGUACGCUCCGCUAUCCCCGGAAGAAGAUGCGAUGAAACACAAUGAGAACGAGCCGUACCCGGGGCUUUUUGCGCAGCCCACCACCUCAUCCAACACCAGCAGCGCACCCAGCAACACCGAGGAGAAAGGCGGUCGGAGCAACGCCGGCGCCGGCAGCCCACCGCCGAAAAGGAAAAGGAAGAAACGGAAGGGCCCGAAAACCCACAGGCAAACCGAUUCCGUGGCACCUUAUAUUUCAAGGACAUCCAAGCAAAAAGAGGCAAUGAGACAAGCGCGAGCCAAGGCAACAAAAGCGUUGAGCAAACAGGUCAAAUGGGAGAACGAGAAAUGGUUCAUCGUCCCACGACAGUCCCUUCCUGCCGGAUCUUUGCCGAACGAAGACGAUCGACUCUCCUCCGGGGCCGGCACCCCGUCGCCAGCCGCAGAUGAGGACCUGACGCACAUGGAGAAGAAAGAAAAGAAAAAACAGGAUGGCCCGGGUAAUAGCAAGGAAGACGAAGAUGCAGAGCUUCUCGGAAAGAAGGCCCCCCUUGUCACCAUGAAGCAAUAUCAAGACGGCCGGGACGAGGCGGUAAAAAUGCUUCCCAAAGUGUUCAGCAAGGAACGGAUGCUGGCCGGAAAACGGGUUGAAAUCAGCCUCGAGAGCCUCGACAAGAUCAACGCCGCAGUGUUGUACAAGCUGCAACAAGAAACGAAACAAGUUGUGCUGGUCGACGGUCCGGCGAUACUUUUCGGCGACUUGCAUGGAAAUGAUAUUGAUCUCUCGUUGUACCUUACCACCCUUACCGAUCACAUCGGUCACGCCGAUCCGAAAAUGUGCACCGACGGAAUCCGCCUGAUCUUCAUGGGCGACUACGUUGAUCGUGGAGACUUUUCGCUGGAGGUGCUCCUCAAGAUCCACAUCCUGAAGAUCCUCUAUUCUGAUCGGGUCCACCUCCUCCGCGGGAAUCACGAGACAGCUCGCAUCAACACGAGAUACGGCUUCUACGAGGAACUUACCCGCCGCUUUGAAUUUAAAGCGGCUAAGGAAAUGUGGCGCACGUUCAACUGGAUCUUUUCGUGGUACCCGUUGAUCGCGCACAGCCCCGGCAGGUUCAUUGCGAUGCACGGCGGUGGUGGCGAAACCGUGGCCGAGGACGGCGUUGCUGGAGUCAAUGCGGUGGGGAAGCCGAUUUGCGACCCUGACACCAAUACCACGGCGAGUGACGUGAUGUGGUCGGAUUUCAAUGCAGCCACGGAAGGCCAAAACGGAUUUGUCCAAAACGUACAUCGUGGGAAUGGUGUGUAUUUCAACCAAAUGGGGCUGGACCUCAUUCUCAAAAAUUGGAACGUCGGGUUGAUGGUGCGCGCCCACCAGUUGAAACCGGCUGGUUUCGGCAUGGCGGGCGAGGGAAAAUGCGCCACCGUUUUCUCGUCGUCGAACUACCAGCUGCCGACGCGUAACCACGGUGCCAUUCUGUGCAUCGGUGAGGACAGUUUCACCGUCUUUCAACUCAUCGUCAAGGACUGUAACGGAGAUUUUCCGUUCCAAGAAGUGCCCAAUGCACGCGUCGUGGACGCCCCUCGGUCCGGCAAGAGGUGCUCCCCGUUCCCCGCCAGCGAAGCCAAGCCACCGAAUGCACUCGAUGACCGGGAUCGCCAACAGCCGCGCGACACCCACGAGAUC
Messenger RNA from Mesorhabditis spiculigera, 2706 nucleotides. The record is from the annotation of a GenBank genome assembly. NCBI's taxonomy places the organism in Eukaryota, Metazoa, Nematoda, Chromadorea, Rhabditida, Rhabditidae.